AUGGAGAUAACUAACAAAACAAACGAAGAACGAAGAAACAGUAUGAUGGAUACAGGAGACCAAGCCAACGCGUUCGCUGGUAGUAAAAAGCUGCUGCGAUCGCCAAUACUGAAACAAGUGGUACCACCAGGUCCUAGUGGCAGUAAUGGAGGAAUACCCGAGACCCAGCAAAGUCGAGGGAUCAAUCCCCUGUUCCUGCCAAAGUCCAGCGGUAGUUUAACCCAGGAAGGAGGGUUGACUGGAGAAAGCAUACUGAACACGAUCAUGAUAAGGGUCAAAGAACUAGACACAUUCGUGCAGGACAAACCCAACGUGCAUAAAGAGAUCAAGACCAGGGUGUCGGGUAUAAGAUCUCUUUUGGGACGAGCUAUGAAGGAGCACGAUGGACUCGUCGAAAGGACGAAAACUGCCGAGAAAACACUCGCAGAAGCGUUGCAAAAAGCUGCAGCUGGACAGCCUCUACGUAGUGAAUCAGCGAGUGCAUUGUCGGAUCUUGCCGACGAGUUCGAAAAACACGUUCAAAUUUUGGACUCCUUAGAAACAAAGGCACAGCAUUGGGAUUCUGUGUUGGUGGAGCUAUUGUUCAGUCGAAUGGAUACCAACGCGCAGAAAUUGUGGGAAAAUCAGCGGGAUAAAACCCAACGUCCUUCAUACGAAGGAUUAAUAAAAUUUAUCCAUGAGUACUCAAGAACUCUCCAAUCACUUCAGCUCUCCCAAACUGCUAUCUCAUUUGGGGAGGACAAAGAGCUUAAGCCUCGCACGGUUGUCAGUCAUUCCCCUUCAGAGCAUACUACAAAAUGUGUCGCAUGCAAGCAAUCACAUUAUUUGUUUCAAUGUGAGUUAUUCCGAUCACAAACUCCUCAACAACGUUUCGAGUCAGUAAAGCGUAGCGGACUGUGCAUUAAUUGCUUGAAGGCCACCCACCUGGCCAAAUAUUGCUCUAGUGGAUCCUGCAAAUACUGUCAAAAGAAGCAUCACACGUUGCUGCAUCUUUCUGCUUCUCCCACAUUGAUCGCAACGGAAACUCCACAAUACAUGCAACCUGUCUCGAUGCUCCAGCAGCAGCCUCAGAAUGCAAACCAAAUGUCGCAUCCCUCCGUAGCUUUGUUAAGUGACUUCGUUGGCACUUUUGGUGACCGUUCGGUUUCGUCGUCGUCGCCGUCGGUUUUUGCGCCCUUCCCCGCUUCGUACGGUACAGUCGCAUCUUCCUCCAAAACCUGUCAGACAGUCACACCAGUUCCAGUUAGCGAUUCCACUGUUUUGUUGUUCACUGCUCUUGUCAAAGUUCGAGACAAUCUCGGCCAAUACCAGGUCGCCCGUGCUCUUCUGGACAGCGGAUCACAGUCAAAUUUUAUUUCCGAGUCGUUAUGUCAACGCCUUGCAUUGAGUCGCAGUAAAGUGAAUCUGCCAGUAAGCGGCAUCGGCCAAGCCGUUGUGAACGUCCGAUACUCAGUGUCAGUGGAGUUAUCAUCUCGACAUGGCUUAUUCGAGCAGAGUAUGGAGUGUCUAGUGUUACCGAAACUGACCAUCAGUCUGCCAACUAGGACGGUAGACGUUCAUACCUGGAAAAUUCCCAACAAUAUACCAUUAGCGGACCCACAAUUCAACGUUAGCAAUGGCAUUGACAUUAUCGUUGGAGCUGAGCUGUUCUCCAUGAUUCUACAGGCAGAGCAAAUCACUUUCAAUGAACACCUUCCAGUACUUCAGAAAACGAGUCUGGGAUACGUCAUCGCCGGAAAGGUUCCCACCAGUACACCUUCACCAGUUACGUGUCUUAUUUCUACUCUUGACCAUUUGGACACACAUAUCAAGAAGUUUUGGGAAGUGGAAGAUUUCGAUCAUUGUAAAGCUUACACUGCUGAAGAACAGCAGUGUGAAACUCAUUUCAUGAAUACUCACAGCCGGAAUGCUGAUGGACGUUACGUGGUCCGCCUGCCCGUUCGUCGAGAAAUGCUCCCUCUUAUUGGCGAAACAUGGAGCGCAGCUGCUCGAAGAUUUAGUUCUGUGCCCCAUCAUGCAAUCUCUCGUCCUGAUUCAACAACGACCAAAACCAGAGUGGUCUUCGAUGGAUCGUGCAAAAGCACCAACCACUUGUCGCUGAACGAUCUCCUGCUCACAGGUCCCACGGUACAACCCACUCUUUUGUCCAUAGUUCUCAAUUUUCGUUUUCAUCGGUACGUUAUGACAGCAGACAUCGAGAAAAUGUACCGCCAGAUCAUGGUACACCCUGAAGACCGCCCAUUACAGCAAAUUCUUUGGAGGCAGCUUGAGUCCGAUCCAAUGAAAGCAUAUUUUUUGAAUACCGUCACUUACGGAACCUCGUGUGCUCCAUUUCUUGCGACACGGACCCUUAACCAGCUAGCUGAGGAUGAAGGAGAAGAUUUUCCAUUAGCAAAACCGAUUGUGAGGCAGGAUUUUGAUGUGGAUGAUGUGUUGACGGGAUCCGAUAGUUUGGACAACUGGAAGUGGAGUGCUAAUCAUCCGAAGAUUCUAGAACAUAUUGCUGAAGAAGAUUUGGAAACAUUAAACGUACUUGAACUUGAUCAAACAUCGUCUAUCAAAACUCUGGGUCUCUUCUGGUUUCCAGCAGAGGAUAUGUAUGGCUUCAAGGUUCCGCAGUUACCGACGAUUAACAGAAUAACCAAACGUAUUGCUCUCUCAGAGAUGUCUCAGAUCUUCGAUCCUUUGGGUCUCGUAGGACCAGUAGUCGCCAGUGCCAAGAUGUUUCUCCAGCGAUUAUGGCAAUUAAACCUGGAUUGGGUUGAUGAACUUCCGGACCAGUUGCAAUCUUGGUGGCUGUCCUUUCGAGCAUCACUUGCAACAAUUAAGGGUCUUCGUAUACCACGAUGGGUUCGAAGCUUCGAAUCGGAUGAAUACGAGCUGCAUUGCUUCACAGAUGCAUCCGAAAAGGGAUACGGCUGCUGCAUCUACGUAGUAUCUGCUGCUGCUGGUUUCAAGACCAGUCAUUUGCUGAUCGCCAAGUCUCGUGUAGCUCCUACAAGUGGGCUAUCCAUUCCCCGUUUAGAGCUGUGCGCAGCCGUUCUGGGAAGCCAGCUAGCUGAUAGUGUCCUUCACACAACAAAGUUUGCCGGAAAAUUAACAUUCGGGACAGAUUCCACUAUCGUCUUGCACUGGAUAAAUACACCGUCUUCCACAUGGAAAGUCUUUGUGUCAAAUCGCGUUGCAGAAAUCCAACGACUUACCAAGGGCUUCCAGUGGCGACACGUCCCUACCACGGACAAUCCAGCAGAUUGUAUCUCGAGAGGAGCUGAACCACAACACAUCUUGCAGGAUAACCUUUGGUGGCAUGGGCCAUCGUUUCUGCUGUUUCCACCCCAAAACUGGCCAAAUGAAAUUGUCACAUUGUCACCCUCACUGCUAGAUCUGCAAGCGACCGAACGUAAGGUAACUGUGGCGCUUCAUGUGAGUGUUCCUGAUGAUUCUCUGAUCCAUGCAUACUCCGAACUUGCGCCUCUGCUCAGAAUCACCGCGUACUGCAAGCGAUUUGCCUUCAACUGCAAAACUACAAAGACUAAACGCAAUACGGGCAAUAUAACCGUAGACGAAUACGACAGCGCUUUGAAAACUCUCGUACGUCUCGCACAACACACUGCUUUCAAUGCAGAGCUGCAAUAUUUAAAGAGUAAAAACCAAGCAAAACCAUCGCUAAAAGAUGUUCAAUUCAAAUCGCCUAUCAAGAAUCUUGAUCAUAUGUUCGAUUCAAAUGGACUUCUGCGCAUUCAUGGUCGUCUCGCUGAACUCUCAAAUUCAUACGACAGCCGUUUCCCGAUGGUACUACCGGCAGAUCAUCAGCUCUCAAAGCUAAUAGCUAGAUCGAUUCAUCAUCAAACUCUUCAUGCUGGACCCACACAGUUACUCGCAACAAUUAGGCAGCGCUUCUGGCCUAUCCGUGGCAGGGAUCUAGUUCGAAGGACAGUCCAUCGUUGCGUGACAUGUUUUCGUUGCCGCCCGAAAGCAAGUGAACAAUAUAUGGCGCCACUGCCUGCUUCACGUAUUACGCCAGCAAAGGUUUUCGAACACACGGGGCUAGAUUACUGCGGGCCGUUUCUCGUUCGACCUCUCGCGGGAAGGGGCGCUUCGGUAAAAGUCUGGGUCGCAGUGUACGUGUGCUUCGCCGUAAAAGCCGUUGUGCUAGACAUCGUUGCCGGGUUGUCAGCAGCCGCGUGUGUGAAUUCGCUUAGACGCUUCGUUAGCCGAGUCGGUCGUGUUCGUGUCGUUCACUGCGAUAACAGCACCUCGUUUAUUGGCGCGAUUCGCGAAGUUAAGGAGAUGCGACAAAAGCUCAUUGAACAACUAAGAUCCAAUCAUUUAACAAACGAGUGUUUGGAGGAAGGCAUCGAAUUCCAGUUCAUUCCGCCUCGAGCCCCGCACUUUGGCGGCUUAUGGGAGGCGGCAGUAAAGGCCUUCAAAUACCAUUUUCAACGAAUAAUGGGGUCUUCACCGUAUCACAUGGACGAUCUGCGAACUGCCAUCGCUCAAGCCGAGUGUAUGAUGAACUCUCGACCAUUGACACCGCUUUCCAACCAUCCAGAAGACUUAUCCGUGCUCACGCCAGCUCACUUCCUAUUAGGAGAACCCGCCUUCCGUCUCCCGGAACCAGACUACUCAAACACACCAAUUAAUCGACUCUCCCGAUUCCAGGCAUCUCAGCGAUCCAUUAACGAUCUUUGGAAGCGCUGGUCAAAGGAGUACAUAAGCUUGUUACAUCAACGGCCAGCCAAAUGGAGGAGCACCCCAACCCUUUUUACAAUCGGAUCCAUGGUUCUAUUGAAGAAAGACAACGCGCCUCCCAAGCAAUGGCCUCUCGGGCGCGUUGUGGCUGUCUAUCCGAACGUUGAUGGGAUUAUUCGUGUUGUAGAUGUGCGCACGCAAGCUGGCAUUCGUCGUCGUGCUACAACCGAAUUAUGUUUGCUACCCAUUGAUGUUGAUAAUACGUACCGUACGGAUUGCAUUCAACCGAAUGCAGAACAACCACCUUCAAUUAUUUGCAGUUGA
Toxorhynchites rutilus septentrionalis is the source of this 5016-nucleotide messenger RNA. RefSeq lists its product as uncharacterized. The record is from RefSeq and is a predicted model, not a curated record. NCBI's taxonomy places the organism in Eukaryota, Metazoa, Arthropoda, Insecta, Diptera, Culicidae. Gene Ontology annotation, molecular function: nucleic acid binding. The transcript has 3 exons. Gene Ontology annotation, biological process: DNA integration. The coding region runs from base 1 to 5016 and encodes 1671 amino acids.